This is a messenger RNA of Diabrotica balteata, 504 nucleotides long. The record is from the annotation of a GenBank genome assembly. Lineage: Eukaryota; Metazoa; Arthropoda; Insecta; Coleoptera; Chrysomelidae.
GUAUAUUUAUCACUCAGUUUGUUAAACUACAACCAAAUAAACCUAAUCAAGAAAAUGUUCAAGUUUCUGUUGUUCGGUACUCUUUUCGCUAUAUGUAGCGCUAGACCCGGACUAGUAGGCCAUGGAAUAAGUGCUAUCGCUUCACCUGCAUUAGCAGUGGCUCCAGCUAUUUCUGUUAACUCGGGAAUCAGUUCUCAAUCACGCAUCGACUACAGAACUCCAGUUGUAGCUUCCGUUGCAGUUCCCGCUGUUGCUACCUCUGUUGGUCUUCCAGCUGUCGCAUCUGCAUCUUAUGGAAUAGGAUAUGGAGGAGUAGUUUCUAGAGGUUAUGGAGGAUAUGGUAAUUACGGUAAUGGUUAUGGAUAUUGAGACGUGGCGUGUGUUAAUUUUAUGUAGCUAUUAAAUAAACAACUGCUAAAAAAUUGUUAAUGUAACGUUUUUUGCCUUUAUAUAAUAAUAGUUUAUCAUUAUCAUCAUAAAUGUUAAUAAAACUCUUCGUGAAUC